Molecule: messenger RNA, 3605 nt
Organism: Conger conger (European conger)
Lineage: Eukaryota; Metazoa; Chordata; Actinopteri; Anguilliformes; Congridae
Gene: dnaaf9
Product: dynein axonemal assembly factor 9
Exons: 37
Coding region: 54-3557 (1167 amino acids)
Source: RefSeq, a predicted model, not a curated record
GGGCUUUUGGCAGGAGCCUCUAAAACGUUAUUUUGAAUGUAUGAAAGCCGAACAUGGCCGGGAUACGGAGAAAAAACGGGAGAUAUCAAUGCAUGAGCACGGCCGUCGGAUGCUCCCGCUUGCGUCAGGUCCAGUCUCUGCUCAGCGACGGCGGUAAAGGAUCCCCAGAUGCCAUUUUGUGCACCCUAGGGAUCGACAGCAGGUACAACGAGGGCUGCAGUGAGCUGGCCAACUUCCUGUUCUUUGGGCUGUACAGCCAGAGCCAGCCGCAGCUGGGCCGCUACUGCGAGGAGUUCCCCGAGGAGGUGCUGGACGAUGUGAUCUUGCUGAUUACAGCGGAGAGCGUGCACCUGUACUGUAACCCGGUCAACUACAGAUCCCUCCUGCCCUACGUCUCCCACUGGAGAAACCUGCAUCUGCACUGCAUGACCGAGAGUGAGUAUGAAGACGAGGAGGCAGCUGAAGAGUUUAAGAUCUCCAGCUUCGUCCACAUGGUGCAGGACUGCGGCCGCAUCGGAGUGCCCUACAGCUCUCAGGGACACGUGCAGAAGUUUGACAUGUUCAUGGUGGAGAAGUGGCCCAUCAUCCAGGCCUUCGCUCUAGAUGGCAUCGGAGGUGGAGGGUUUUUCACCAUGAAGCACAAGCUGGUUGACGUGAGUGAGAAGCUGUGGAAGAUUUACAGCAGGAUGGAUCCUGUUUCCCUGGAGAUACUGCUGACUGAGGACCUGCAGGCCUUUGAGAAGCAGUGGGCGGGAUUCUUCUGCAGCAUGGACCUAGAGAGCCACUCCUCCGUCCUGGAGCUCUCUGAGGCACAGGCUGGGGAGCCGUUCAGAAGCUAUUUCUCCCACGGUCUGAUCUCCAGCCACAUCACUGACAAAAGGAAGGGCCGCCAGCCCUUCGUUCUGUUCGGGAGCCACUCCUCCAGAGAGGACCUGCAGAGCUACUGCUUCACAUUCCCUUCCGAGGGCCACCAGGUCCGCAACACGGGGGCCCAGGGGGGCCCCGCCAAGCACAUGCUGAUCCAGUGUGUGGGACCCAAGGGCCCACUGGCCUGCUCUCGGACCUAUUUCUUCGGCACAACCCACAUCCCUUACCUAGGCAAAGACAAUGAGCAACACAAGAAGACUGAACUAAUGCUCCUGUCCCGGCUGUAUGAAGCGUCGGUGGAGGCGGUGUUUGCGGGUAUUAAGUGCUACUCCUGCACCAGCAGUGCUGCCAAGACCAAAGACGUGGCUGAGCUGACAUUCCAGAGGACUUUGGACAUCUUCAACCUGAGCGAAUACAAGAACAUUCUCAGAUCCAAAACCACCUUUGACAUCCAGGCUGUGAACAACGAAGGAAGAAUCGUCCCUCUGGACGAUGAGGAGAGCCGGUUCUUGGUGAAAACAGCCUCCAUGAUGGUUCACGAUGUUCCGGACCUGCAGUUUGGACGUGGGAACCUGGGAUCUGUAGUCUUCUCUGAAUCCUUUCUGGAGUCCACCGUGUACAUCCAGGAGCCAGACAGCAGCGUUUCCUCAGACAGCUGUUUCACCAUCCUGACCGCCGGCGUUCCGCGAUACGUCUCCUGGCUGGUGGAGGAGUCAGAUGUGAGACUCUCAAACCAAGCCCAACGCCUGCUGAAGGAGGAAGAGGGCACAUGUUUGGGGACUCCUCUCUCUGUGGGGGAGACCGCUGUGGUGUUCUCCAACAGCCUGCUGUGUGCACCUGAGGAAGGUAAAAUCAGUUUCUUCUCGGAGGGGAUCCUGUUUGUGCACCCUCGAUACGGGAGCGUCACGCUGUCCAAGAACCUCAUCAGCGCGCUCAAGAUCUACGACGGGGACUCCUCCAGCUCUGCUACGUCUCUGUUUGUGGAGUACAGGAGCGCCCUGCUCCCCCACCUGCCACUGCAGCUCCACAGCGCCUCUCACUGUCUGGCCUUCGCCCUGCAGCCAAAGUCCCGCAGCUACAGGGCCUUUUACUCGCAGGUGCUGGCAGUGUGGCAGCAGAACUCUGAUGCAGGGCUGCUCUUGCGGCUGGUGGGCAGUGAACAGCUCACACUGGAGCAGAGAAACAUGCUCUCCCGAUUGGACAGACUGUACGAGAGCCACGCCUUCCCUGUAUCUGAGCGCAGGAGCGACCUGAAGGCUGUGUGUGCUGAACUGCCUGGGCUCGACACAUUCUUGCAGCACCUGGCGCUGAGCAGUGUGGGACAGGAGACCUUGCACAGCGAGCACCUGGAGGACUUAUUCCCCAAGCGGGAGCCCAGCGCCCCGCCACGCACCCCUAAUGACAAGAUUGUCAUCAACAUCAUCACAGGCCUGCCUGGAAGCCACAAAGAUGGCCUGUGCAACUACCUGGUCAGCCUCAACAAGGAGUACGGCAGGUGGGUGGUGUACCGCCCAGCCCAGGACAGCUGUGACUCGUUCAGCGGGACGCGGCUGCAGCGGUACCUGUCCUCCCUGCUGGACAGCCAGAGGAGCCGCGGCACCCGCCACUGUGCCCUGACCCGCAGAGCACUGAGACUACUGCUGCUCACCCCCGGGUACACAGAUGUGCUGGAUGUGGUUCAGGCCAUACUGACCCACCCCGACCCCCGGGCUCAGAACACCCUCAGCCUGGGCUCCAUCACCGCCUGUGUGGACCCUCUCAGCUCAUACCUGGAGCACAGGUUCCUUUUCCCGAAGCUCCUGGAGCAGUGCAGCCAGGGCUUGGUCAGCUGUGUGGCGUUCACCGGCCUGACGGGCGAUCAGAGACACCCCCUCCUGCAGCAGCUCCAGCAGCUGAUCCGAGCAGCCAAUCCCAGCGCUGCGUUCAUCCUCGCUGAGAAGGGCGCGGUCACCAGGAAUGAGGACGUGGAGCUGAUCUUGUCUGAGAGCAGCUUUUCUGAGCCCCAGAUGCUGAGAGCUCGGUACCUGCUCUACCCUGGAUGGUCCGAGGGGAAGUUCAGCACCAGGGCCCCGCUGGCUCCGCCUCUCUCUCAGGAGCGUGUGCAGUUCGGCCGGCCCCUGGAGAGGCCGCUGUUCCUGGCACGAUGCAAAGCGUUAAAAUCCGCUCUGAGGCCGAGCCCUUUCACCGGGAACGUCUACAACAUCUGGGGCCGAGUCCUUUUCUCUGACUCGGAGCAGUUGAUGGAGGUGAGCUACAAUGUCAUCAGCGGGACUUUGGGUGUGGUCCCCAUCCAGGAGGGCCCCAGCCCCCCUCCCCAGGCAGUGGAGCCCCGCCCCCGCGGCCCAGAAUGCUUCCUGCUCUUUGACGGAGUCGGCCUCACCCAGGAUGGUGUCAAGAUCUGGCUGAGACAGUGCGCCAAGCAGAAGACCGUGAAAAGAGCGAGGAGAACCCAUGAGAUGCUGACCCUGCAGGAGAUCAAGAACAUUCACGUGAAGCGACACUUGGACCCCCUUCCAGCAGGUUACUUCUACAACGGACACCAGUUUGUCAACUUCUUUGGAGAGAAAAUGAACUUCCAUCCAUUGAUGGAGCAGUUUAUAGAUGAGUACGUGGAAGAAGCCAACAAGGAGAUUGAGCGCUUCAACCGCGAGCUGGAGCAACAGGGACAGCCCGACCUGUUCGACCCCUAGAGGCUCCACCCACUCCGCAAGGUCAUCCCAUCGUUUGUCUGUGAGGGA